AUGUGGAUAACACUAGCGUUGUUGGUUACGUUGCCUCUACUAGUUGUAAGUAGUCCACUGCGUCGUCGAAAAGAUGAAAGAGCCGAUGUGGACGAACUACAAAUACAUGUGCUGCCAAGCGGUGUUCCGAAAGAAAAACAGUGGGAAGAGGCAAAUGAAGAUGUUUUGCCUAAUCACCUAGAAGGUGUACGAAUGCAGCGAGAUGGAGAGUUCAACAAGGAGUUUGACCGUGAAGCAUUUCUUGGUUUACAAAAGAAAGAGUUUAAUGGUGUGACUGAAGACCAAGGUCAGGAGAAACUAAGAAAGAUAUUUGAAGUAGCUGACCAGGAUGGAGACAUGCUUCUUAGCCAAACAGAGCUGAAGGAUUGGAUACAAAACAAGAUUUUAGAAUAUUUUCGACGGUCACAUAAUGACAACAACCAAAGAUUUCAUGAAAUGGAUGCUAACAAUGACAGACGAAUUACAUGGGAUGAAUACGUGGCUCAACUGCAUGUGCCUGAAGGGACUAAUCGUAAAGUUUUACUGAAAGCUGCCGAGUUUCACAGGCCACAUUCUCGAGACAGGGAUCAUGUUGGUAACAACACAGAAAGUCCUAAUGGUGAGGAGAGAAACCUGCAUGAUUUGUCAGAUGAGGAACAGGUAGCUAGUGAAUUUCUAAGUCGUGAUCAAGACACUUGGGAGAUGGCAGAUCAAAAUCGUGAUGGAGAAUUGCAGGAAGAAGAAUUCCUAUCUUUUCAACAUCCUGAGCAAAACAGAAAAACACUACAAGGGUUUGUGUCUGAUGUCAUUGAAAGUAUGGACAAGAAUAAUGAUAGACUGCUGACAUUGCAAGAGUACACAGGAUUGGACACUCCCAAAGAUCAGUGGAGUAAAGAAGAUGAAGAUUUCUUCAGAAAUAGGGAGGAAGAGUUUAGAGAUAUGGUGGACAGCAAUGCAGAUGGAAUAGUGGAUAAGGAUGAAAUGGAGGCACAUUUAGACCCACGAAGUGAACAGCAUGCAAUGAAUGAAGCACUGCAUUUGAUAACAAUGGCAGACACGAACCAAGACAAGAAACUUUCUCUUGAAGAAGUAAUUGAUAACUAUGAAGUCUUUGUUGGCAGUCCGAUGGUCAAUGUAAGUCGGUCAUUCCAUGAUGAGUUCUAAAGUGCAUCAUUUCAAUGAGGCAGGAGAUAUGGUUCAUUAUACUGAUUAGAGUAACGUUAGUCUAAACAGAAUGGGCAACUUUCAAUAAUACAUAUAGAUUUUUCUAUUCAUGGACCUCUGUUGCAUCAAUAUUUGAGUCAAGCAGGCUUGGUGUUUGUUACAAUUUGGUGUGGACCGAUUGAAUUUGAGACAAUGUGCACUAUC
Molecule: messenger RNA, 1347 nt
Organism: Corticium candelabrum
Lineage: Eukaryota; Metazoa; Porifera; Homoscleromorpha; Homosclerophorida; Plakinidae
Product: 45 kDa calcium-binding protein-like
Exons: 10
Coding region: 1-1143 (380 amino acids)
Biological process (GO): calcium-ion regulated exocytosis
Cellular component (GO): endoplasmic reticulum
Molecular function (GO): calcium ion binding
Source: RefSeq, a predicted model, not a curated record